CACGCCAUUAUCGGCAUAUGCAGAAUGUACUCGUAUGUAACUACAUAUGUACAUACUAAAUUUGCUGUUUUAUAUUUUAUUCCCAUAAUUUACGGCAGCAGCAGGGUUACUGAUCUCAAUAUAUAAACACGGUGACCAUUGCUUCGCCUUUCAACAUUUCUAUUUUAGUCGACAACGAAAUUGCAAGUGGUUGUAGAGUAUAUAUUUAACUGGUCUCGUUAUCCGUAAAAUUUCAUAAAAAUCCGACUCCAUUGAGUUUUCGCUAAAAUGCACUUAAAAUAUUCAACCUUAGUAAUUAUUGCUGCCGGUCUACAAUUAUUAAUGGUAAAUUGUUCCAUCGACUCUGCAACUCUAAACGUAUCUCAAAUGUUUGACGGUAUAAUACCCAAAAAUCGUACUGAAUCUGAAGUUUAUCAGCCAAUUAUUACGACAACGACGACUACUGAAUCUAGUGUCACGCCACCACAACUUUCAAAAACCAUGGAACAAGAACUUCGCAACGUGUUGAACCUAUUGCCAUUUUCAAUACGAGAAUUAUCCCGAAAUUACAUUGCCACCCGGUUAAAACGAAUUGUUCUUCUCACAUCAACACCUCCAGCAGAUAGUCCAAACUCCACUCAUCAAGAUGACGUUCCUAACAACCUCACCCUUGAUCUCACGACUUUAAACAAAAACAAAAGUAAACCAUAUAACCCUCACGGGAAAAGGAUGCUGGGGUCGGAUUUGGUUCCCAUAAUUCCGGACGGAGCUCCAACCCCGAAAUCGAUUCCGGGAGAGUUGAUUGCUUCUCAUAUUUCGAAGAGAGAAAUACAAUUAAUUAACGAGAGCAUGUUCGGUCCCUUAAAAUCAGUGACCAUGUUCCCCUCCGUCAUGUCGUCCAUUUUAGUCUUUCCCAGGCGUUAUAAUCCUGAAAAGUUGGCUCAAGUUCUCAAGUUCAAUUAUGGCGUGGAAGCUGAACCGAAUGGUCUGAUUGUGGAAGCUAAAAAGUAAAAUAAGAUAAAUAAUUGCGAUAUUUUAUAAAAUUACGAACAAGCCGAGAGAGAAAGUAUAUUUUUGCAGUAAAAAGAUCCUAUAAAAUAAAAUAUUACAAGCAUACAUAUCUACAAACCAAAACUAAUGUUCCUUUAUGUUCCAUGUUACUUGUAGCCAUUUCAUUAUUGUCCAAAAAUCUGCAAUAAAUGCACCAAAUAAAUGUUA
Messenger RNA from Folsomia candida, 1197 nucleotides. RefSeq lists its product as uncharacterized. The record is from RefSeq and is a predicted model, not a curated record. Bases 268 to 990 code for a protein of 240 amino acids. Lineage: Eukaryota; Metazoa; Arthropoda; Collembola; Entomobryomorpha; Isotomidae. The transcript is spliced from 2 exons.